Molecule: messenger RNA, 432 nt
Organism: Eruca vesicaria subsp. sativa (arugula)
Lineage: Eukaryota; Viridiplantae; Streptophyta; Magnoliopsida; Brassicales; Brassicaceae
Source: the annotation of a GenBank genome assembly
AUGCAAACAGACAAUCGACUUCAACUUCUACGACGCACGUCCAUCAAGACAAUCGCCAAGCUAACCGCGGCAAAAGCAUGGAUCAACGCUAUAGAAACGCUUGACAACAUCGAAGGUUCUCUUCUUCCCAAAGCCAAAGAUGGUCGGAGCAAAGCAGAGUUCGCUGCUUGCAGAAAAGCGUAUAGAUUGGUGGAUGCUCAUCUCGACAACGCGUUGAAGUAUUUGUACCUUAAAGAUUAUCGGUUCAUGAGAGCGUAUCAAGCUCUUGCGCUUGUGAAUAUUUCCAUGUGUAGGACGAGUUUCUUUCACCCUACGCCUAUGGUUUAUGCGAAUUGGAAUAUGAGGAUCUUGACGGAUAUAGCUAUUUACGCUGGCAAGAUUCUUGCUCCUCCUCCUCCUCUAAGGACCAAGACCAAGAAGAAGACGCCUUGA